Eimeria necatrix is the source of this 681-nucleotide messenger RNA. Its product is annotated as peptide methionine sulfoxide reductase, putative. Gene Ontology annotation, molecular function: peptide-methionine (S)-S-oxide reductase activity. The record is from RefSeq and is a predicted model, not a curated record. NCBI's taxonomy places the organism in Eukaryota, Apicomplexa, Conoidasida, Eucoccidiorida, Eimeriidae. Bases 1 to 681 code for a protein of 226 amino acids. The transcript has 2 exons.
AUGUCUCAGUUGAAGUCCUCCAGCUCUCCCGCUGCUGCUGCUGCUGCUGCUGCUGCGCCAGCUGCUGCUGCAGCGGGCGCCGCCCCCGCGGCUGCUGCUGCAGCGCCCCCCGCCGCUCCCGCUGCCGCCGCUGCUGCUGCUCCCCCCGCAGCAGCAGCAGCAGCAGCAGCAGCAACAGCAGCAGCAGCAGCAGAAAGCAUCGUGGUGGGGGGCGGCUGCUUCUGGGGCCUGGAGAAGCUGUUUGUGGAGGAGUUCAAAGACAAGCUGGCAGCAACUUGUGUGGGGUACGCAGGUGGACAUACACCCCACCCCACGUACGCCCAAGUCUGCAGCAGCAAAACUGGACACUUCGAAGCUCUUCAGAUUUCUUUUUUUCCGCAAAAAGUCCUUUUGGAGGAACUCCUCACCUUCUUCUGGACUGUCCACGACCCCACCACUCCCAACAGACAAGGCCCCGACGUGGGCCCGCAGUACCGCUCCGCUGUCUGCGUCCCAGACCCCACACUGCUGCCUCUUGUGCUGCAAAUUAAAAACAAAAUGCAACAAAAGUGGAAUUUUAAAAUCCAAACUGAAAUCAUUUCCGAUCCCAACAAAUGCCACUUCUGGCCAGCCGAAGAGCACCACCAAAAGUACCUUUUCAAGAACCCGGGCGGCUACUGCUCCCACAGGAAGCACUUCUAA